AUGCGAUUUUUCGCUGCUAUCGCUAUUGCAGCCUUUGCGGCCGGCUCUACUGCCGCAAGCUGUCCCUACGCAAAGCGUGCUGCUGCUGCCACCGCCUCGCCAGAUGCGCAUGCUCCUAAGCUGUCUAAGCGGGGGACAAUUGAGGGCAAGAAGGGUGUCUUUUACAUGAACCGCAUCGGACCCUCGGGCUCACAGUUGUGGAUCGCCAACGCGGAUGGCAGCAAUAAGACUCAGCUGAUGGGCAACCAGACCAAUGCUUUCGACUACCAUCCCUCCUGGUCGCAAGACGGGGAGUGGAUUGUCUUCACAAGCGAGCGCCGUGGACCGGGCCAGUCGGAUUUGUACCGCGUGCGGACGGAUGGAACAAGGCUGGAGACCCUCGUUGACACAGACUCUGUCGAAGACGCGGGUUCCCUAUCGCCAGAUGGCACCCAGGUCGCGUAUGUGUCAACCAAGGGUAACCACACCACCAACAUCUGGGUCAAGGACCUGAAGACCGGUCUGGCACGCAACCUGACCGACACUGCUGCCACACGCAGCAGCAAUAUCUGGCCCUCUGGACACUUCCGCCCCUCUUGGUCCCCUGACGGAGAGUGGAUCGCCUUCAGCUCUGACCGUGACACUGACUGGACUGGCCACAGUGAUGGUACUGGCUGGGAGCACACUCAGAACCUAGGUUUGUAUGUGAUUCGCAAGGAUGGCCGUGGCUUCCGUCAGCUAGCCUUCCAGGUUGGGUACGCGCUGGGAACUCCCCAUUGGUCUAGCGAUGGAAAGCGUGUCAUCUACAACAACAUCACCAGGGAGAACACCUACUAUGCUCACGGUGUCUCCGAAGAACAGGAGGCCGUUGAAUCCCAGAUCUAUAGCGUCGAUUUCGCUACUGGCAAGAACAUCGUCGCACAUACAUCUGGCAGUUAUCCUAAGUUUGGCCAGCACUACAUUGGUAAAUCUAGCAAUGUUGGCUACCUGAUCAAGGCCGGAAGUUACGAGGGAAUCCACUACACCAAGCCUGAUUCUACUCACAAAACCUUCAACCUGACUAACCUUCGUGACCCCUGGUGGUCGCCUGACGGAUCCAAGAUCGUGUAUGCUGUUCCUAACUGGACUCAGCAGGCCGCUGACUUGGAGCUGUGGAGCUAUGACAGCGAGUGGGCCUAUCGCUACAUGGACGUUUUCCCUAUGCACAACCUCGCUGUAAACCGCAUUGCAACCACUCAGAAGGUGUUAGGUGGCGCAAACGGCUCACUGGUGACAUCUAGCCCUUCAUACAAGGACCUUGUCACAGCGCUGAACUCUUACUCUAUCUACUCAAUUCGCAAUUCCACUGAAGUGGAGUGGCUCCUAGAAGGCCAGUCGGGCGCUUUCCAGCCCACGUGGAACCCCGACGGCACUGAGCUCCUUGUCGGUUUCGGCGGCUGGUUCGCCGACCGUACUGACGUCCCCGGCGCUAUUAUACACGCAAUGGCCGAUGGCAGUUCCUUCACUAACCUGACCGGCUGGUCCGAGAACGCAGGCUUCCCCUCCUGGUCUCCUGAUGGGACGGCUUACGUUUACCGUAUGUGGAGUAUGGACACAGGCGCACCUGGCGGUCUACAUAUCCACAACUUCACCACUGGCAAGACUCACCGUCUCACCCUCGGCUGGGACAACACCCCCGGGUGGUCCCCCGACGGCGAGCGCAUCGUAUUCACCCGAAACAAUAACUGGACGGUUUCUUACGGCAACCGCUGGUAUGAGGACCGCUUCGACAUCUACACUAUUCGCCCCGAUGGAUCUGAAUUGACCCGCUUGACGGACAGUCUGUCCAACGACGCUCACGCUGUCUGGUCCCACGACGGCCGCAUCAUGUGGAGCACCGGUAUGUACGGCUUUAAGGAUGAGAGCUCUCUCUUCGACAAUACCUUCCAGCCCUACGGCCAGAUCAUGAUUAUGAACUACAACGGCACCAACAAGACGCUGCUCACUGAUACCAUUUGGGAAGAUUCAAUGCCGCUCUACAUGCCCAAUGAGUGGCUCGAGUAG
Penicillium lagena is the source of this 2022-nucleotide messenger RNA. RefSeq names its product TolB family protein. The transcript has 3 exons. The coding region runs from base 1 to 2022 and encodes 673 amino acids. NCBI's taxonomy places the organism in Eukaryota, Fungi, Ascomycota, Eurotiomycetes, Eurotiales, Aspergillaceae. The record is from RefSeq and is a predicted model, not a curated record.